Molecule: messenger RNA, 2583 nt
Organism: Danio aesculapii
Lineage: Eukaryota; Metazoa; Chordata; Actinopteri; Cypriniformes; Danionidae
Product: extracellular calcium-sensing receptor-like
Exons: 6
Coding region: 1-2583 (860 amino acids)
Biological process (GO): G protein-coupled receptor signaling pathway
Cellular component (GO): membrane
Molecular function (GO): G protein-coupled receptor activity
Source: RefSeq, a predicted model, not a curated record
AUGUGGACCCCUCUAAUCAACUGUCUAUAUCUGUCCUAUAACUUUAUUUCUGCAGCUUCAACCCUCAUGGGUUCUUGUCAGCUCCAGGGACACUUUAGUUUGAAUGAAAUGUACCAGGCUGGAGAUGUUAUACUCGGAGGCCUGUUUGAAGUUCACUUUCUUGCAGUGUUCCCAGAGCUGAGCUUUAGAUCAGCACCUGAACUACCUUACUGUGAACAAUUUGAUAUGGCAAGCUUCCAGCAGGCACAGACUAUGGUUUUUGCUAUAGAUGAGAUCAACAAGAACCCAAAACUGCUUCCUAAAAUUACUCUUGGUUACCAUCUUUAUGACAACUGUGUGAUGCUAGGAAUGGCGUUCCGGGCUGCCAUAUCCCUAGUUAGUGGAACAGAGGAAUCUUUCUCUAACCUUAACUGUACUGGUCCUCCUCCAGUGAUUGGCAUUGUGGGGGAUUCAAAUUCCACUCCCUCUAUUGCAAUUUCCAGUGUUUUAGGACUGUUUCGAGUGCCUAUAGUUAGCUAUUUUGCAACCUGUUCCUGUUUGAGUAAUAGAAAACAAUACCCAUCUUUCUUUAGAACAAUCCCCAGUGAUGCCUUCCAAGUGAGAGCUAUGGUUAAUAUUUUAAAACAUUUUGGAUGGACCUGGGUUGGUCUUAUCUACAGUGAUGAUGAUUACGGCAACUAUGCCGCUCAGUCCUUUCUUCAGGACAUCCAGGUAUAUGGAGGGUGUGUUGCUUUUACUGAAAUUCUACCUCUAAAUAACAACCGCAAAUAUAUUGAACAUGUAGUUGGAGUGAUUCAGGCCUCUACAGCAAGAGUGAUAGUGGUGUUCUCGACUUCGACUUAUGUGUUGCCUUUAAUGGAUGAGGUGGUAUUGCAGAAUGUAACAAACAGACAAUGGAUUGCAAGUGAAGCCUGGGCUACUUCACCUGUGUUUCACACUCAGCGCCUUUUGCCUUUCCUGGGGGGCACACUGGGUAUCGCCAUCAGGCGUGGAGAGAUCCAGGGACUUCGUGAAUUUCUGCUACAUCUUCGUCCUAAAAACGAUCAACAUAAUAACAUGGUGAGAAUUUUCUGGGAGAAAAUGUUUGGGUGCAGAUUUAACCCUGGAGGCAAAGGAGACAAACAGUGUUCAGGGCAAGAGGAUCUGAGCAGCAAAGAUACAGCUUACAGCGAUGUCAAAGAGCUGAGGGCAUCGUAUAAUGUGUAUAAAACAGUGUAUGCCCUGGCACAUGCCCUUCAUGACCUGACGGAGUGUGAUGAGGAGAGAGGACCAUUCAGUGAAAACAGAUGUGCUGACAUAACCAAUUUACAACCCUGGCAACUGGUCCACUACCUACAGAAAGUGAACUUCACCACAGGCUUUGGAGACCACGUGUCAUUUGAUAAGAAUGGAGAUGCACUGGCCAUCUAUGAUGUCAUGAACUGGCACCCAAGCUCUGAUGGAUCGAUCAAUGUCCGCACAGUUGGAGUGGUAAAUGAAGGAGCAGCAACAGGAAAGGUGCUCACACUGGAUGAAGAUGCAAUUUACUGGAACUUUAAGAUGAAGAAAGCUCCACUGUCUGUGUGCAGUGAGAGCUGCCCCCCAGGAACCAGACAAGCAACAAGAAAGGGACUUCCUGUCUGCUGUUUUGACUGUCUGCCAUGUGGAGAUGGGGAAAUUUCUAAUGUAACAAAUGCUAUUGAGUGCACAGUAUGUCCAGACGAGUUCUGGUCUAAUACAGAUAAAGAUCAGUGUGUCCCCAAAGAAGUAGAGUUUCUGUCCUAUGAGGAUCCCCUGGGCAUCUCUCUGACCACUGCUUCCCUGCUUGGCACCUGCUUCUGUGCUCUUGUAAUGAUCAUCUUCUGUCAAAAUCGUAACACUCCCAUAGUACGAGCCAACAAUUCAGAGCUUAGUUUCCUGCUUCUGUUGUCACUCAAACUGUGUUUCCUGUGUGUACUGCUGUUCAUUGGCCGGCCACAGUUGUGGACAUGUCAGUUAAGACAUGCUGUGUUUGGCAUAAGCUUUGUUUUGUGUGUCUCCAGUAUCCUGGUUAAGACUAUGGUGGUAAUAGCCGUGUUCAAGUCCUCUCGACCAGAGGGAAAAGGAUCUAUGAAAUGGUUUGGGACAACCCAGCAAAGAUGUACUGUCCUCAUCCUAACUGCACUCCAGGUAGUAAUUUGCAUAGUCUGGCUAUCAAAUUCUUCUCCAGCUCCCAAUAAAAACAGCCAGCAUAUCAGUUCCAAAAUAGUUUAUGAAUGUGCAAUUGGCUCAGUGGCUGGUUUUUCUCUGCUAUUGGGGUAUAUUGGACUUUUGGCAGCAAUAAGCUUCCUGUUGGCCUUCUUAGCAAGAAACCUUCCAGAUAAUUUUAAUGAAGCGAAGUUCAUAACUUUUAGCAUGUUGAUUUUCUGUGCUGUGUGGAUUGCAUUUGUUCCAGCAUAUGUGAGCUCUCCAGGGAAAUAUGCAGUGGCUGUGGAAAUUUUUGCUAUUCUUGCUUCAAGUUUUGGAUUGUUAGGAGCGAUAUUUGCCCCAAAGUGCUUCAUCAUCCUUUUACAUCCAGAGAAAAAUACAAAAAAAGCCAUCAUGGGUAGACAAAUAGCUAAAUAA